Molecule: messenger RNA, 1278 nt
Organism: Chionomys nivalis (European snow vole)
Lineage: Eukaryota; Metazoa; Chordata; Mammalia; Rodentia; Cricetidae
Product: spindlin-2C-like
Exons: 5
Biological process (GO): regulation of DNA-templated transcription; gamete generation
Cellular component (GO): cytosol; nucleoplasm
Source: RefSeq, a predicted model, not a curated record
GUCGGCCGCAGAAUUUCUCACGGCUGGAAGGAAGCCAAUGAACCAGUCACCCAGUGGAAAGCCAUCAUUCUAGAUCAACUGCCAACAAAUUCCUCUCUCUAUUUGUUGAAGUAUGAUGGGAUAGAUUGUGUCUAUGGAUUGGAGCUUCACAGUGAUGAAAGGAUUUUAAACCUUAAGUUUCUGCCUAACAACGUACCAUUUCCUCAGGAGACAGACACUCAUCUCUCAAACACCAUAGUUGGCAGAGCAGUGAAACAUACAUUUGAGGGCACAAAUGGCUCUAAGAAUGACUGGAAGGGGAUGGUCCUAGAGGAGGUGCCAUUCAUGAAGACCUGGUUCUAUAUUACCUACAAGAAAGAUCCGGUCUUGUACAUUUACCACCUCCUGGUUGACUACCUUGAAGGCAACGUCCACAUCAUGAGAGGCUCUAUGGAGGAGUGGACUGGGGUGGUCCCAGAUGAGAAAGAUCCAGUUGUGGAUUCCUUGGCAGGCAAAAGCGUGCAGCACAACGAAAAAGAUGGAACCCAAAAGAUAGGUAAAAUUAUUUACCAAGUUCCCACCAAACCUUCCGUGCAUUUCAUCAAGUUUGAUAAUGACUUCCAUAUCUAUGUCUAUGAUUCGCAAAAACUGAGUAGGCCUUUUGAGGCCCUGAAGAAUAUUGUCAGCCGCAGAAUUUCUCACGGCUGGAAGGAAGCCAAUGAACCAGUCACCCAGUGGAAAGCCAUCAUUCUAGAUCAACUGCCAACAAAUCUCUCUCUUUAUUUGUUGAAGUAUGAUGGGAUAGAUUGUGUCUAUGGAUUGGAGCUUCAAAUUGAUUUAAGGAUUUUAAUGCUUAAGUUCCUGCCUAACAAUGUACCAUUUCCUCAGGAGACAGACACUCAUCUCUCAAACACCAUAGUUGGCAGAGCAGUGAAACAUACAUUUGAGGGCACAAAUGGCUCUAAGGAUGACUGGAAGGGGAUGGUCCUAGAGGAGGUGCCAAUCAUGAAGACCUGGUUCUAUAUUACCUACAAGAAAGAUCCGGUCUUGUACGUUUACCACCUCCUGGUUGACUACCUUGAAGGCAACCUCCACAUCAUGCCAGCUCUAUGGAAGAGAUGUCCUCCAAUAGGGGUGAAUUUGGAAUUAGGCAGGGAUUCCUUGGCAGGCAAAAGCGUGCAGCACAACGAAAAAGAUGGAACCCAAAAGAUAGGUAAAAUUAUUUACCAAGUUCCCACCAAACCUUCCGUGCAUUUCAUCAAUUUUGAUAAUGACUUACAUAUCUAUGUCUAUGAUUUU